AUGCCAGUCAAGUCGUUGGAGUCGUAUUUGUUUGAGAGGGGCCUGGUCGGUACGUGUCCAAUUGAGGCCUUGAAAAACGCGACUGUUGGAAUAGAUGUCAAUCACUAUGUGUCGCGUGUUCUCACUCCGAAACGCGAGCAAUACUUGGAUGCGAUAGGUGGGUUUCCAACAAGCCUGAAAACUUACUUGGAAUCAGAUCUCUUGGUGUUCAAAGAGUAUAAUAUCACGCCGAUUUUCGUGUUCAGUGGAUCCUCUGUGGCCAACCAGCUCGAAGCAGAUGAGUACUAUACUGCCGCGGCAGAAGCAGCAGAAGCCGCUGCUUCCGCUGCCAAUGUUCCCAGCAACGCGUCUCUUGGCUCCGCGAUGUCUUCGACCAAAACCACAAAGGAGUCCAUCUUGGCGCAGAGAAAUCGGGGUUGGACCCAAUGGAACAAUUUGCUAUGGAAUGCUCAAAGUUCAUACAUAGAUUUGCCCUCGCGACCGCCAGAGGUUUUCCGCUACAACAUCCCGCUCGAGGCUAGCCGUUUCAAGGAUGAUCUGAUCCAGUUUUUCAUUUCUCGCAAUAUCUACUACCAAGUCGCACCUUACUCGUCUUGGUCGCAGCUCGCUUACUUGCUGCAAAAAAAGUACAUCGAUGUUAUUUACGGGCCGACCGAUGUCCUUAUGCUCGACGUCGUGGACAAAUUUAUCAUCGGCAUGGAGUUUCCCAACAAAGAGUUUAGAUUUAUCGAAAGACACCGCAUUCUUUCCGAACUUAAGUGCAGCAGCGAAGAGUUCAUCGACAUUUGCAUGGCUGUCGGAAAUGACCUACAACCUUUCAGUUUGCCUCCGCUUCAGCUAUAUCCGCCUCAACAGCUGUUUGAAAUGGCACUCGAAAUGGUGAUCAAUUCGGGAACCGAUUUCUAUGCACAUCAAUUAUUAAAUCCGCUAAAAAUGGGGGACUCCACGCCCGUGAAGCGCUAUCAAAAGGGUGUCUCUGCACUCAAUUUCAUGCCAGUGCUAAAGGAAAAUGGGCGGGUCGAACUUUUCUCGGAGAAUGAGAUGAUUGACGAAUCCGGAAAAGAACCUUCCAACUCCAGUAUGUCGUCUCCUCCGUCUUCAGGGUCUUCGGACACGAUUCCAAAUGAUCUACAUGAUGUCCUUGCACAACGACUACCUCACGAAUACUAUUUCUACAAGUCUGUCGGUAUCAUUGGCAAUGCGCUUCUCGAUGCAAUCACCACUGGCGUUUAUCCCGAAGAACCUCCGCUCGACGGCGGUAUCUCGGCUUCCUACCGUCAGCUAGUGAAUCAGUCCGUGGAAAUGUUCAAGAAUCAGGGAAUUAAUUUGCUUACACAACCGAUUAACAGAUAUUACCAGAUAAAGCCCAUUAAACAGGUGAACUGGUUUGCCCCUGAGGAUUCUAUCACAUUGACGAAUCGCAUGGCGCCUUCUACUUUCGACAAAGUGAAUCAUCUUGUGAUUAAAACAGAUGAUUUUACCAAAAACUUCUCCCUCUUUGAGUUUAUCCAGCACCUCAAUGGCCUUGAAAACUUGGAGACAUUGGUCUCUGACAAGAUUCUUUUCGCCGACUCGGUACCUGCUGGUGAAAGGCUGCGCGCCCCUUUCGACUUGCUAGCGACAAAUUUGUUAAGACUCCUAACGAUGCUGGAGUUUUUCGAAUAUGAUACUUCUGCCAAAAAAUUGAAGACCACUCCGUAUGGUCGCAUUUUUCUACAACUCUGCGAUCUGGGUGUAAAACACGAACAUCUCGAAACAAUGCUGACGUUUUUGGUAUUUUCUAAGAUGGGAGUCCUACGUCUUUCUGACGAUUCCCAGUCUGCGACUCCAUCUGCGCUUUCAAAGGCCACGUUGCAGUCGUACCCCACCGAGUCCGCGUACAUCUUGGUACUGGCGAGGGCGCUCACCUUAUUCAAAUUGGAUCAGAAACCUUCCAACUACCAUGGCCCCAUCGACAAAAAAACUUUGGUAUUCUCGGACUUGCUUGACUACGUUCGGAAAAACACAAACGAGUUGUUCGAGGCCGUGGUGGUUUCGUCGCUCGCCGCCGGCGAGUUCGAUCGACUAUCGCUAGACAACUUGGCAUGGCAGAAAGACCUGGUUGCACUCAUGCCGUUCAAGGCGUCUGCGCCCAGCACAGUGGCCGCCAUGAUGUGGGAGUUUUACCUUCAAAAAUACUUGCACAAUGGCAGCUCUAAACCAGAUGCUAUGGCGUUGGUGGUGACCAUUUUCAACACUUACAAGUCUAUACCUAAUCUAGACGAGGAGUUUUCGCGCUCUCUAAGUUACCUAGAGAGUUUCGUCUCUGUUCUGGAACAGAUGGCGAAGGAAAAACUUCUCGAUGCCGACGAUUACGAUUUGUUUAAGACAGCCUAUACCUUCGCCAAAAACUCGUAUACAGAAUAA
Molecule: messenger RNA, 2406 nt
Organism: Lachancea mirantina
Lineage: Eukaryota; Fungi; Ascomycota; Saccharomycetes; Saccharomycetales; Saccharomycetaceae
Source: the annotation of a GenBank genome assembly